AUGCGCCCUCCCCUGGAAAGAAACCUUGCUAUUACUGACUUCACAAUGGAACCUAGAGUACCAACUACUGAGGAAGUUAUGAAUAACUUAAGGGAAGCUACAUACCGAUACGCAAACAUGGCAGAUCCAAAGGAGUCACCGGCUCGGAGACAAAGAGUCCUCAGUGAUGAAGAAGGAUUGAGGGAAGCAACUGCAGAGAAAAUCAUCGCUACAGCUUCUAGAAACGUUGAAGAAGCUCGCAUAGAGAGAUCUCUAUCUCAGGACCUUGUUCUGACCCAGCAAAAGGAAAAUGCCAAUGACAUCCCUCCACCAUGGCCCAACCAAGAGGUCUCUACUCCCACAGCACCAAAGAGACACUGUGGCAUACCAGGAUGGACUAGAAGAAUGAGCGCUAACAUGGAUUUCCACAUGCCUCACCAAUCCAACCAACACAACGAAGGAGAGACUCACCAGCGGUUUUGA
This is a messenger RNA of Eruca vesicaria subsp. sativa (arugula), 462 nucleotides long. The record is from the annotation of a GenBank genome assembly. Lineage: Eukaryota; Viridiplantae; Streptophyta; Magnoliopsida; Brassicales; Brassicaceae.